Messenger RNA from Didymodactylos carnosus, 1425 nucleotides. Lineage: Eukaryota; Metazoa; Rotifera; Eurotatoria; Philodinida; Philodinidae. The record is from the annotation of a GenBank genome assembly.
AUGUUUAACACCAAGCAGCUCGAUCGUCCAUUGGGUUGGCUUGAAGCAUUAACCGUUGACGCUAAUUUGCUGGUGGUUGGCGUUUGUGAACUCGAGUUUUCUUCUACUAUUACCGGCGGCUUUGAUAAACAACGUCUUCAAUCAGCUUUACACCGAUGUAUUGAUUGUCAUCACAGCUUGCGUAUGAAUACUACUCCUGCUAAACCCUACCAUUUUCAAUAUGUUACUCAGCCGUAUUCUACACCAUCCUACAUCGAAUUUGAAGGUGGUAGUACUGAUGACGACGACGAAUGGCAACAGAUUGUGAAUCGAGAAAUGAAUGAAGGAUUUGAAAUGGGCAGUGAAGUAACAAGUUUAUUUAAGCUGGUAGUACUGCAUAACCAAACAAAUCCAACACGGCAAUUUCUACUCAUGAAAUAUCAUCAUUCAAUAGCCGAUGGAAUAUCCGGUAUGAUUAUAUUACACACACUAUUAUCCUUUUACUUUGACAGCGGUGAUCCUGAUAAUGGAUUAACACGUUUAGCGGAUAAUGAGACACUGGCAUUUCCCCAGGUAACGGAGGAGGUUGAAAAGCAGACGGAGCAGAUGAGAACCGAAGUUUUGACGUACAAACGUCAGUGGACGCCGACAAUUCCUUAUGAAGUAGUGGGAAAUACAAUACGGAAUUCAGCACUGUAUUUCAAUGGAACACAGGAGAAUAUGGACAAAUUAAUGGAUCGAUGUCAUGAAGAAAAGGUUACUUUGGGAAGUGUAUUACUGGCAUCAACUUAUUUUGCAAUUGCAGAACUGGUAAAAGAGAAGUGGCUCUCAACUCCGUCAGCUACAUUCUCCAACUUUAAAUUCGAUGUCGACGUCAAUCUCCGUCAUCGUUAUCCUGCUGCUGCUGACACACCACCAUUGAGUCGCUAUGAAAGCGUUGGUCUUCACGUUGGUAUGAUGAACUUAAACGACAUUACCGUCUCACUUCAAACACAGUUCUGGCAGCUCUGUCAUGUCAUUCACCAGCAGCUAACACAAAACCUAGUUGAGGGAAAACAUCUUACCUAUCUUCGUGCUAAUCGUCUUUGUUCAACUGAUAUUCUUAUGGAAGAACAAGUUCAGCGAAAUCACGGUCGUAGUAGUGACCUUAAUGUUUCAAAUAUUGGCAAAUAUCCAUUUCAACAGGAAUAUGAUGAUGGUCAUAUCAAAUUAAAACAUUACUAUUGUGCUGGCUCAGGCUGGUGCCCCUUCAAUGGUACCAAUGUGUUAUUAGUGUGCUCGAUGAAAAGUCUGGACUAUACGUUGGUUUAUGAGACUGGAACGAAGAAUGAAGAAAUAGCAAAACAUUGGUUUCAGAAGAUGACAAGCUUGACGGAAGCAGCUGCUGAGACGGAUGCGGAAGAUUUGACAUUUGAACGGUGGACCAAAGAUGGUGAUGCAAAGUGA